This is a messenger RNA of Oppia nitens, 1154 nucleotides long. RefSeq lists its product as uncharacterized. The record is from RefSeq and is a predicted model, not a curated record. Bases 165 to 1154 code for a protein of 329 amino acids. NCBI's taxonomy places the organism in Eukaryota, Metazoa, Arthropoda, Arachnida, Sarcoptiformes, Oppiidae. The transcript is spliced from 4 exons.
UGUGUGUAUGUAAACUGAAACUUAAUUAACAAAUACAAUACAUCUGUUACACCAUACAUAACACGAGAUCAAAGAAAUUUUUAUAUAUUUAUAUAUAUAUACAGUGUGUCUAAGUUUACGUUUAAAGUUUAUAUUGAAUAAUAAUAAUAGUAGUUGUGGUGGAUAUGCCAUCUAAAUAUACUGCACCGCGUAUAUGGAAGCGUCCGUAUACUAGUAUUUAUAAUCAUAAUUACAAAUAUGGUAGUAGUCUAUACUCGACCGAAAUAUCUAGCAUUGAGCGCAAAUACAACGAAGCUCUGGCCAAAACUACAUUUCGGUCGGACCGUCCGGAUCUCAAUUUGUCCUCAUUUUUGGACAGCCAACUGACUGGCGAGUCGGCCCGUCGGGCACUGCGAACGUCCGCUUCGACGGAUGCGGUAAACGAUUUGUUGCUCAGCGAUAGAUAUCGAUCGUUAAGCUCGACUCGAGCUAAGACAACUGCAACCACUGCCACUGUUGCUGAAGAGAGCUCAUCCCGUCGAUUGCAGCACUCGGAGUCUUUCGACAAUUACGCCCGAGCUAUGGUCAGUAUGAACUCGGAGAGUGCGGAACUUCGUCGCAGUCGAUCGACAACCCGUCGCCGGCGCCCGGAAAGCACUAUUGGCAUUAUGUCGUCCGGUAUUGUCAUACCGUCGACACCCUAUGAAGAGUCGUUGCUUAGUAGAGAUACUGGACAUCACAAUCAGUCAUUUUGGUCAGAAAAAUGCCGCGAAUUGCAAACACAGAUCGACUCAUUGGUACAUCAAUUGUCUGAAACUGAGGAUAAAGUGCGUAAUGAAAGCAAUCAAAUCAAGACUAAGUUGUCCAAUGAGGUCACCGACCUAUUGCUUACUAUUGACGAUCAGGACAGACAAAUACAGGACCUCCAGAAGAUGACCAAAAAACAGGCCAAACUUAUUGGGGAUCUGACACUUGAAUUGGAGGCAUCGCAGAGACACUACACCGACAUCAGCGAGACUUUGACUAUCAGUCAGAAAAAGUGCCAAAACUUAAGCAAUGAAGUCGACGAUAUUAGGACUGCUUUGGAGAAGUCAAAAACAAGUUUGGCAAAGGGAACAGUUAGCUUUUUAUCGACACUGCCACGACCAUCAUCACCACCGGCCGUUAAUAAUUAG